Molecule: messenger RNA, 2340 nt
Organism: Ziziphus jujuba (common jujube)
Lineage: Eukaryota; Viridiplantae; Streptophyta; Magnoliopsida; Rosales; Rhamnaceae
Product: F-box protein SKIP17
Exons: 13
Coding region: 233-1816 (527 amino acids)
Biological process (GO): SCF-dependent proteasomal ubiquitin-dependent protein catabolic process
Cellular component (GO): SCF ubiquitin ligase complex
Molecular function (GO): protein binding
Source: RefSeq, a predicted model, not a curated record
UUAAGUCAUUAAACAAAAGAGGUGUCGUAUAUUUUACUGACGGUGGCACAGCUGCCGGCAAACCCCCAAAGCUUCAUUAAGCUUACAUGCACCCACGUCCAGGAACACGUGGCAGAGAACUCCUCGUCCGUAUCUCAACCUCAAUCAAAGAAAGAUACAGAAGACACACACACAAAGACACACUCUUUCUCUCUCUCUCUCUCUCUCUCUCUCUACCUGAUAUCCACCCGCUAUGGAUACCUUCCUCCACCACAUCCACAAUCCGUCAUCCAUGGCCAAGCGACCUUGCCCUUCGCAAAACCCUAGAUUCCCAAAUCUCUACCAAUUGGACGUGGACCAACUCUUAGGUACCCUCUUAGGCCUUACUGAUUCCCCUUCUCUCUGCAUCGACAUCUCCUUCGAGAGGCUUCUAGAUUCCGCAGCUUCCGAUUCGGAUCAGACCCUUCUCAUCGAUCGUGCUCUCAAAUUAGGUUCAGUCCUUCUCGAGGCUGGAAAGCGUUCCGCUAGAAAGCGAGCUUCCAAGCACAACUCACUCGCUUGGGCUCUUCCUCCUGACCUGACCAUCAAAGUGUUUUCCAUGCUUGACACACAAAGCCUAUGCCAUGCAGCGGCUACUUGUUCCAUGUUUAAUAAAUGUGCGAUGGACCCCUCAUGCUAUGCUUGUAUUGACUUGACAACAGUUGUCCCAAAAGUUAAUAAUGCGGUAGUAUCCACAAUGAUCCACCGAGCUGGGAAAGCUCUUCAGUCUCUUAAGCUUGGUGUAGUUCCAGGCCCAAGUGUGUCAGCUGGAUCUUGUCAGCCAUUGGUUUAUACCAUCAGGAAUUCUGUAGAUGUAUCCAACUUUUCAUGGAACGAUAAGAGGUCCAGACAAGGGAAGGAAUCAUCCAUUCUUACAAGAUCCUGUUUAAGCCCUUUGGCGGGGGGCAGUGGUGCCCCAGGGACUCUUUUGAGAAGGUUGCAUCUUUAUAAUAUUGAAAGAAUGGACAACACAUCUCUUUGUGGGGCAUUAUCAGCCUGUCCAUCUCUCCUUGAUUUGGAAAUAGUCGGCCUUCAUGUCGAGCUGAGGCAAACACUGAUGUCAGUGAGUGCAAACUGUCACUUGAUAGAGCGCUUGUUCUUUGAAUCUUCAAAAACAGGUAGAGAUGACAGUUUGAAAUCACCAACUUGUGUUGAUUUUGUAAAUAAUUGUCCCCAUCUAACGUCAUUGGCUCUCAGAGGAUUUAAACUGCAUGAUUAUAAAGUUCGCAUACUUGUUAAGGGAUUUAGAAAACUAAAGUACGUUGAUUUUUCAACAUCUUACUCUAUCACUGGAACGUUUCUUAGGAACCUUGGAAGCAGCAACGGAGGGAAUCUGCUGGAAGUUUUGGUUUUAAGGGAUUGUAUGCAUCUCAAAGAGGUGGAAGUUGCUCGGCUUUUGACAGGAAUUCUAGCUGGGGAUUUCAAGUUCCUCAAACAUCUUGACAUAUCCAAUAGGGAAGGCUUGGCUUCUGAGAGUGACUGGUAUGACAGAUGCUAUUGCUCUAGCGUAAUUCCUAUAAAGCAGGUAUUGGAAGAGAGGCCUGAUAUGUGUUUGCUGGCUGAAUUUCCAUCUGAAGGAAGUUACAUCGAGCUUGAUCAAAUGUUUGAAAGUGAACUUAAUAGCGAUAUCAGCCUGCCAUCACAACUGAGUAGUCAUACAUCAGAUGGUUCAAUGUUUAUGAGUUUUUCUGAGAGCAGUUAUAAUAGUGACCAUGGUAGUGGUAAUGAGGAUGUGCGGGAUGCAGGUUAUGUAAUUUAUGAGGAAAGUUCAGAUGAGGUGGAUUUUCUUGCCGCGUGAGAGCAGUAGUAAUGACAUCAAGCAUUCAAAUUUGUGUUGGGCAAAUGGCUUGGAGUGCUCGUAGGUGUUACAAAAAUGUAGGAGAAGGCUUGUUGGAAUCGCAGCUCCAGUAAGUGAUCACAAAGUGACACUGGACGAUAGUGUGCCAACUGAUAUUCAUGGUAGUACUUGGAAGGUUUUUGAGGCCUGGGUUGCCUGAACGUGAAGAAAUAUUUCGAGGUUGGUUGUUGACUUUGGUACUCGUCCUUUCUGCCCCUGUUUACCAAUACAUGUUUAGAGCUGCUUGAGUGGCCUUUUAAACCCCCGGUCCUUGUUUCUCUGCCUUUCAUUUCUGGCUCUUGUUUCUACAAGUAGUUUUGUGUAUACAUUUAUAAAUCAAGAGGUUGAUGAUUGAUUUUUUUAAGCUCCCUUUCCCUUGGUUGAAGUUUUUAUUGGGAGUAUUAAUCCAUUAUAUUUGUAGCUUGCCGCCCCUAGAAUAUUAAAUGACAAUAAUCAUUUGAAAUUGGGAGAUUCAACUCUGAUAA